Molecule: messenger RNA, 6125 nt
Organism: Clupea harengus (Atlantic herring)
Lineage: Eukaryota; Metazoa; Chordata; Actinopteri; Clupeiformes; Clupeidae
Gene: citb
Product: citron rho-interacting serine/threonine kinase b
Source: RefSeq, a predicted model, not a curated record
GAGAGAGAGAGAGGGAGAGAGGGAGGGAGGGAGAGCUCAGCUGUGGUGUUUUUGUAGUGCAUGCCUUGCUGUUCUACUGUAGAAUGCAGUCUAUCUCCUCUCUAUUCAUCUUCUCAUCUCCUCCUCCUUCUUCUACUCCUCCUCCUUCUCCUCUCUGUCCAUCCCUCUCUCCCUGCACUCCUCCUCAGCCCUCUCGCUCGCCACACUUCUCUUCUCUUCCUCAUUCAUCAGUUCACCCUCUUCUCUCGCUCACCUGGCUCUGAGAAUGACACCUUUCAUCACCAGGACCCAGAGGAGCCAGCGUCCCUUCCCAUGGCUGCCCAGGGACCCCUCACGCUCUCGGGCUUCUCUCGCCAGGACCCGUCCCUUCUAGGCUGGCUCUCUGGUGCAGAUAGUUGUCAGGAAAAGCACAGCAGCUUCAACUCUUCACACUCAAAGUAUCCGCUGACUGAGAGAGAGCAGCUCACAGACCAAGCACACAUCUGAGACACGACAGAACCCCAAGAUGGAGCAGGAGAUCUCUAAAGUGCAUAGUAAGAUGUCGGACCUGGAGUCGGUCCUGCAGCAGAAGGACGUGGAGCUGAAGGCUUCAGAGACGCAGAGGAACAUCCUGGAGCAGGACCUGGCCACUUACAUCACAGAGUGCAGUAGUCUAAAGCGCAGUCUGGAGCAGGCCCGUAUGGAGGUCACCCAGGAGGAUGAUAAGGCCCUGCAGCUCCUCAACGACAUACGGGAACAAAGCAACAAGCUGCAGGAGAUCAAGGAGCAGGAGUAUCACGCUCAGUUGGAGGAGAUGCGCGUCUCCAUCCGGCAGCUGGAGGAGAACCUGUCUGCGGCGCGUCGCCGCAGCGACCUGUACGAGUCGGAGCUGAAGGAGUCGCGUCACAACAGCGAGGAGCUGAAGAGGAAGGCGGCUGAGUACCAGCAGAAGAUUCUGAAGGCGAAGGAGCAGGGGAAGGCCGAGGUGGAGGAACUCCUCUCCAAACUGCAGAAGGUCAACAAUGAGCAACAGACAAAGAUCCAGGAACUGGAGGACAGGCUUUCCAAGUCGGUGAGGUCAAGCACAGAUGCCUCUGAGCUCCUGCAGAGCGUGAGGCAGGCCAAGGAGCGUCUGGAGAGAGACCUGGAGCGACUGCACACCAAAGAGGACAACAGCGACAGCCUGCGCAGACGCCUGCGAGAGACCGAGGAUGGCCGGAAGACGCUGGAGAACCAGGUGAAGCGCCUGGAGAUCGUGGAGCGCAGGGAGAGCAAACUGAAGGAUGACAUCCACACCAAAUCACAACAGAUACAGCAGAUGGCCGACAAGAUCAUGGAUCUGGAGGAGGGUCUGCGCGAGGCCCAAUCCGCUGCCCACCGCAUGGAGACUCAGCUGGAGCAGAAGGAGAGACUCUUCGAGGACAAGAUCAAGGUCCUGGAGGUGCAGAUGAAGGCGGACAUGGCUGAUAAGGAGGCCUUGGAGUCCAAGCAGAGCGCCUACGAGGAGGAGGCCCGGGAGAGCAGCACCCUCAUCAGCGAACAGAAGGCGACCAUCAAUGCCAUGGACUCUAAAAUGAGCAGUCUGGAGCAGAGGAUCGCUGAGCUCUCAGAGGCUAACAAGUUAGCGGCUAACAGCAGCAUCUACACUCAGAAGAACAUGAAAGCCCAGGAGGAGAUGAUCUCGGAGCUGCGGCAGCAGAAGUUCUACCUGGAGUCCCAGGCCGGGAAGCUGGAGGCGCAGAACGCCAAGCUGGAGGAGCACCUGGAGAAGAUGAGCCAGCAGGAACAGAGUCACAAGAGCAGAGUACUCGAGCUGGAGACUAAACUCCGAGAGCUCGGUCUGGAGCACGAGGAACAGAAGCUGGAGAUCAAGCGCCAGGUGUCGGAGCUGACGCUGUCACUGCAGGAGCGAGAGUCCCAGAUCACCGGCCUGCAGGCGGCCAGGCACGCCAUCGACAUCCAGCUGCAUCAGGCCAAGACCGAGCUGGAGGACACCACCGCUGAGGCCGAGGAGGAGAUCACUGUACUUAGGGCCCAUCGCGAUGAGAUCCAGAGGAAGUUUGACGCACUGAGGGACAGCUGUGCGGUGAUCACAGACCUGGAGGAGCAGCUGACCCACCUGACCCAAGAGAAUGCCGAGCUGAACCGGCAGAACUUCUACCUGUCCAAGCAGCUGGACGAGGCUACGGACGAGAGAGAGGAGAGACUGCACCUGAGUCAGGACGUGGAUCGCCUCCGUCGCGAGGUGGCCGACCGAGAGAUGCACCUCAACAACCAGAAACAGAACAUCGAGACGCUUAAGACGACAUGCACCAUGCUGGAGGAGCAGGUUCUGGAGCUGGAGACCAUGAACGACGAGCUGCUGGUGAAGGAGCGACAGUGGGAGGCGUGGAGGUCCGCUCUGGACGAAGAGAAGAACCAGGCUGAGAGGAGAAGCAGGGAUCUGCAGAGACAGCUGGACAACGAGAAACAGAACAGGCUGCGAGCGGACCAGCGCAGCUCUGAGUCUCGGCAGGCUGUGGACCUGUCGGUGAAGGAGCACAAGGCUGAGAUCCUGGUGCUGCAGCAGGCGCUCCAGGACCAGAAGCUCAAGGCAGAGGGCUUCUCUGACACGCUAGGUGACCUGGAGAAGAAGCACUCCAUGCUGGAGAUGAACGCCCGCAGUCUGCAGCAGAAGCUGGAGUCAGAGAGGGAUCUUAAACAGAGGCUCAUGGAUGAGCAAGCCAAGCUUCAGCAGCAACUGGACCUGCAGAAGAACCACAUCUUCCGUCUGACGCAGGGUCUGCAGGACGCACUGGACCAGACGGACCUGCUGAAGACGGAGAGGACAGACCUGGAGUAUCAGCUAGAGAACAUCCAGGCCGUGUAUACCCAGGAGAAAGUGAAGUUGGAAGGGACCAUCACCCAGCAGACCAAACUCAUAGACUUCCUCCAGGCCAAGGUGGACCACCCCUCAAAGAAGAAAAAGGGCAUCUUUGGUGGGCGCCGCCGGGAGGACCUGCUGGCUGCGUUGGCAGCCCAGGGGCAAGGGCAGGGCCAGAUGACAGCGGUGCCCUCUGCGGCCCCCGUGCCCCUGCAGUACAGCGACCUGAAGAACGCUCUGGAUAAGGAGCGAGGGCGCUCCUCAGAUCUGGAGGACGCCCUACAGAAGACCCGCAUGGAGCUUAGAGACGCUCUCCAGUUUAAGGCCAUUGAUCACGGGGGCACCCCCGCCACCCCUGGUCUGGUCCGCCAGCAGCUCAUGAUGUCCACCAAGUCCAACAAGUCCCCCGAGCACCAGCCCAACCCAGUACCGCUGGUGCCCUCCAGCUCCGGCCGCCGCAAGGACAGCUCCAACACCGACGAGUACAGCCGGCGUGGGAAGGACCGGCUGCACCACAACACCUCCCACCGCUUCACCCAGGGACUCAACAUGCGCGCCGCCAAGUGCACCGUCUGCCUCGACACCGUCCACUUCGGAAGACAGGCCGCCACCUGCAUCGAGUGCCAUGCCCUGUGCCACCCCAAGUGCUCCCCGUACCUGCCUGCGUCCUGCGGGGUGCCCUCUGACUACAACAUCCACUACUCGGAGGCGCUGUGUCGGGACAAGAGCAGCUCCCAGGGCCUGCCCCUGAAGGACAGCAACGGGCACGUGCAUCUGGAGGCCUGGAUGAAGAUGCCCAGGAAUGGAAAGCGAGGCCAGGGCUGGGAAGGGAGAUAUGUGAUGCUGGAGGGGACUAAAGUGGUCCUCUACGAGGCAGAGCCCAGAGAAGACUCAGUCAAGCCCGUGGAUGAGUUUGAGCUGUGCAUCUCUGACGGAGAGGUGAUGGUGCACGGAGCGGUCGGGGCGUCAGAGCUCCCCAACACGGCCAAGUCAGACAUGCAGUUUGUGCUGAAGCUGGAGUCUCACCCGCACCCCCACACGACGUGCUGGCCGGGGCAGACGCUCUACUUCAUGGCCUCCAGCUUCCCGGAGAAGCAGCGCUGGGUGGCCGUCAUGGAGGCUCUCGUGGCCGGGGGACGCAGCUCGCGGGAGAAGGCCGAGUCCGACGCUAAACUGCUGGGGAACUCCCUGCUGAAGCUGGAGGGGGACGACAGGCUGGACAUCAACUGCACUCUGCCUCUGACCGAUCAGAUUGUCCUGGUGGGUUCUGAGGAGGGUCUAUACGCUCUGAACGUCAUCAAGAACUCCCUCACACACAUCCCAGGCUUGGGCAGCGUCUUCCAGAUCCAUAUCCUCAAAGAGCAGGACAAGCUCCUCAUGAUCGUUGGGGAUGAGAGGGCACUGUGCUUGCUGGAGAUAAAGAAGGUGAAGCUGUCUCUGUCUCAGUCUCACCUGCCCAGUCUGGCUGAUCUUGCUCCGUUCAUCUUUGAGACGGUGAAGGGAUGCCACCUCUUCUCCGCGGGCAGGAUUGACAAUGGGUCCUGCAUCUGUGCUGCAAUGCCUAACAAAGUGACCAUCCUACGCUACAAUGACAAUCUCAGCAAGUUCUGCAUCCGUAAGGAGAUUGAGACGCUGGAACCCUGUAGCUGUGUCCACUUCACCAGCUACAGCAUCAUCAUCGGCACAAACAAGUUCUACGAGAUCGAGAUGAAGCAGUAUGUGCUGGAGGAGUUCCUGGAUAAGAACGACCUGUCUCUGGCGUCUGCGGUGUACGCGGCCUCAGCCCACAGUUUCCCUAUAGCCAUCAUGCAGGUGUCCAGCACUCCCCAGAAGGAGGAGUACCUGCUCUGCUUCCACGAGUUUGGAGUGUUUGUGGACUCGUACGGCAGGAGGAGCCGUCCUGAUGACCUGAAGUGGAGCCGAGCGCCUCUGGCCUUUGCAUUCAGAGAGCCCUAUUUGUUUGUUACGUACUUCAACUCCUUGGAUGUGAUGGAGGUCCUGAGCCACUCUCCUCUGGGACCUUCGUCUUGUGCUCACCUGGACAUCCCAAACCCUCGCUACCUGGGCCCAGCCAUCUCGUCCGGUGCCAUCUACCUGGCCUCGUCUUACCAGAACAAGCUCCGGGUCAUCUGCUGCAAGGGCAGCCUGGUGCGGGAGUCUGGGGAACUGCACCGGACCGGGUCCAGCCGGAGCAGACUGGAACCAGGGGACAGCACUGACGUCGAGGCUCUCUUCUACGACCACAACAGCAGUCCCAACAAGCGCGGGCCGCCCACCUACACCGAGCACAUCUCCAAGCGCUUGGCCUCCGGGCCGGCCAGCCAGGACGGCGGAGGGCUGCACCGCGAGCCAAGCACCCCGCACCGAUACCGCGAGGGCCGCACCGAGUUCCGCCGCGACAAGUCGCCCGCGCGGCCGCUCGAACGCGAAAAGUCGCCCGGCAGGGUCCUGGACAGCCGCAGGGAGCGCUCGCCGGGCAGGUUCGACGACCGCGACCGCGACCGCAGCAGUUCCCGCCACCACAGCAGCUCCGUCCGCACCCAGCUCACACCUGUUAACAAGGUGUGGGACCAGUCUUCGGUCUGAGGACGCCAGCAGGAGGAGAGGGGGAAUAAAGCACUAAGAGCCAUGGAGAGCCAUACUUCUACUACCCCACACGGGGGCAAAUCCAUACACGUACCCCUACAGGGGGCAGAGCCUCCGCCCAGCCCAGCCGGUGCCAUGCGCAUUGCCGUCCCUUUGCUUCAGUGUUUCGGACGCUCUCUUGCACAGCGGACCGCCUUCCAUCUAGAGUGUCAUGACGACGCCUUGUGUGUUUGUUUUUUAAAUAUUAAACCCUUAGCGUACCGAUUUAUUUAAGAGUGAUUUAACAACACCCGAAGCCACAAGCGACAUGCAAAUCAAGUUUUGCCUAUACUCUUUCUAUGUGUGCCAUUACUCUUGAAUUAUUCUUCAGAUUGAAGUUUGCAUUCAGUACCCUGAAUGUUUUAAGUGUAGCAGAAGUUGUGCAUUGUAAACACACACGCAGGGUGUGUGUUCCGUAGGAAGGUCUCUGAGUCUGAGGGGGAAAGAUGGCAUGAAUUAACAAACCAAUCUCACUGAGCCCAAUGUUUAAGCACAUCGUAGGUUUACCAUUGCUUCUAUACUGUAAAUAGGAUCAUUUCUGUUUUUAUAGUUCAAGGGUAUAAGUGGCUGGUUGAGCCAAGACUAUUUUUAUGAACAACGUGUUUGUAAUGAGUGUUGAAACUAGAGUUUCCUACUUGAAAAGAUGAAAAUGAUGAAA